This is a messenger RNA of Ornithodoros turicata, 1179 nucleotides long. RefSeq names its product elongator complex protein 4-like (gene Elp4). Gene Ontology annotation, biological process: tRNA wobble uridine modification. NCBI's taxonomy places the organism in Eukaryota, Metazoa, Arthropoda, Arachnida, Ixodida, Argasidae. Gene Ontology annotation, cellular component: cytoplasm; elongator holoenzyme complex; transcription elongation factor complex. The coding region runs from base 1 to 1080 and encodes 359 amino acids. The record is from RefSeq and is a predicted model, not a curated record. The transcript has a single exon.
AUGGCUAGCAGUUUUCGGAAGUGCGGUAAGUCUACCGUUCGUAACAUACCAGGAGCUAGGUUGUCUUUGCAGAACACUGAAACCGUUUUGUCGUGCGGGAUCGAGGCAGUAGAUUACAUUCUCGGCGGUGGUCUGCCUGUCGGUGGCAUUUUUGUCCUAGAAGAGGACUGUUUUGCCACGUACAGUAAACAGGUAGUGAAGUAUUUUGUCGCCGAAGGAAUUGUGCAGAAUCAUAAGGUGUAUUUUGCCAGCGGCGAAGCCGAUCCCCAGAAGUGGCUUCGGGAGCUUCCGAGGACUCAAUCCUGUACCACAGGCGCAGGAGUACCAUCCAGCAGUGAAGGCGACCGGGAUCUUAAAAUUGCAUUUCGUUAUGAUAGCCACCCAAAACAAGAGUCUUUACCGGCACAAGAUACCACUGGGCGCUAUUUUGAUUUCACCGAAAGAAUCGAACUUGAAAAACUUGCUGCUGCGCAAGUGAUAACGUACGGCCCCUGCCAGAAAAGUGAGAAAGCAUGCCAGUCGCACGCAGGGAUCAUGGGCGCUGAAUACAUGUCGCUACUGAAAGACAUAAGCUCAAGCCUCAAGGACAUUAAGACACCAGAUGGCUCAAUUACCAACGUCCUGAGGGUAUCAUUGAAUGGUUUGGGUUCAGCUGCUUGGGGCAUACCAUGUCAGCUUCCAGCUUUUCUCUAUGCCCUGAAGUGCAUCGUUAGAGAAGAACCAACAACAGUACUCGUCACUGUGCCGUCACAUUUGGCUGAGUGCUAUCCAUCUGUCUCCCUUCAGUGUCGAAGAAUUGCGGAUAUAGUCCUUAGGCUUGAAUCCUUCAGUGACUGCACAAGAUCUGCAAAUCCAUUGUUUAAAAACUACCAUGGGCUUCUACAUUUUGCCAAGAUCAGUCGAACAGCGUCCCACAGCUAUCAAAUGCCAGGCUGCGAUUUCCUCUUCCACCAAAGAAGCAAGAAAUUCCUUAUCGAGAAGCUUCAUCUCCCACCUGAUAUUGGUGGCUCCAUUGAUGAAAAAGCGUCGGAGCGAAAUGUGGGACCAGCCUGUGGCGAGAACACGAAAUUUAGUUUUUGAACCUCUGUUGCAUGAUCGAAAACUAUCCAGGCAUUGUAAAGUGCCAUAUGAUGUAUGCUUGCUCUGCUGGUGCUGGUUAUAAAGCUGAUAUAAGGCUCA